AUGUCUCCCCGGAUCGCCUCCCCAGCCGUUCUCGCUCUCGUUUUCCUUGCGCUCCGGCUGUCAUCCCCUGCGGGAGCACAGGGCACGUUCGGCGACGGGCCUGGCACGAGCGCGACAUGUGGACCGGAUUACAACUGGAUGAACAAUCACAUCUCCCCGCCACAAUCCCCAUGCUACGUUGCCUCCUUCCUGCUCUCCGUGUGCUAUCUACCCGCUGACUCAUGGAUUCUCCCGCUUUAUGAAAACGAGACCUACAGCCCCCCGACUGAGGACAGCUACGUCCAAUGUCUUUGCAACUCGGUGUGGUACAACAUCAUCCAGGCUUGCACAACUUGCCAAGGCCGUGAUGCCAGCGUCCAAACAUGGUUCACUUACACCGCGGCGUGCGGAAAAGCGGACGCCGGCCCCACGAUCGGAUCCUUCCCACCGGGCAUUCCUGGCCUCACCGCCAUCCCUUCCUGGGCCUUCCUUGACCCGACAGUCACAGGUACUUUCGACGUCAACGCGGCCUCCUCUGUCGCUCUGUCCAACCCUACCGACUCGACCCAAGCCCAGUCCUCCACCACAUCCUCCACAACCAACGUCGGCGCGAUCGUCGGUGGCGUCGUCGGCGGCGUGGCCGCGCUCGCGCUCAUCGGCGGCGCGACGUACUUCCUUCUCCGUCGCCGCCGCGGGCGCAAGACGCACCCUGGACCGUCGCAGGGGCAGUUCGACAUCGCGCCGCCGUCGCCGCCGCCGCCGCCGAUGAGCAUGUACGGCGGCAGUGCGGCCACCGGGCAUGCUGCCCAAGCCGGCGCGCAGCCGCAUGGGAGCCCCGUCGCGGCUGAGGGGCAGCGCUUUUCGGACCCGUUGGUCCCGAACAAGCUAUACGAUCCCAACGACCCGUCGACGUUCCCGAAUGCGCAGGCAUCCCGCGCGGGUUCGGCACAAUCGCCUACACUACAGGGUAGUGCACAGGGUGGGCAGUUGGGCUAUAAGGGCAUCCCAGAAAUGUAG
Epithele typhae is the source of this 996-nucleotide messenger RNA. RefSeq lists its product as uncharacterized. The record is from RefSeq and is a predicted model, not a curated record. NCBI's taxonomy places the organism in Eukaryota, Fungi, Basidiomycota, Agaricomycetes, Polyporales, Epitheliaceae. Bases 1 to 996 code for a protein of 331 amino acids. The transcript has 7 exons.